ACCGCUGCCUUCCUCUGCUGGGCUCCAGAGUCGCUGAGGCCUGAGCGAGAGCCGACCGGGGCGGGCGCAACUGCUGCUAGAGCGCCGGCGCGUGCUGGUGGGCCACACUCUUCCUUCUCUUCACUUGCGAGUCCUUGGACAUGGUGGCCCCCGGCUCCGUGACCAGCCGGCUGGGCUCGGUGUUCCCCUUCCUGCUAGUCCUGGUGGAUCUGCAGUACGAAGGUGCCGAAUGUGGAGUAAAUGCAGAUGUUGAGAAACAUCUUGAAUUGGGCAAGAAAUUACUUGCAGCUGGACAGCUAGCUGAUGCUUUAUCUCAGUUUCAUGCUGCCGUAGAUGGUGACCCUGAUAACUAUAUUGCUUAUUAUCGGAGGGCUACUGUCUUUUUAGCUAUGGGUAAAUCAAAAGCUGCACUUCCUGAUUUAACUAAAGUGAUUCAAUUGAAGAUGGACUUCACUGCAGCAAGAUUACAGAGAGGUCACUUAUUACUCAAACAAGGAAAACUUGACGAAGCAGAAGAUGAUUUUAAAAAAGUGCUGAAAUCUAAUCCAAGUGAAAAUGAAGAAAAGGAAGCGCAGUCUCAACUUAUAAAAUCUGAUGAAAUGCAGCGUUUGCGUUCACAAGCACUUGAUGCUUUUGAAAGUGGAGAUUAUGCUGCUGCUAUAGCCUUCCUUGAUAAGAUUUUAGAGGUUUGUGUUUGGGAUGCAGAACUACGGGAACUUCGAGCUGAAUGUUUUAUAAAAGAAGGAGAACCUAGGAAAGCUAUAAGUGACUUAAAAGCUGCAUCAAAGUUGAAGAAUGAUAAUACUGAGGCGUUUUAUAAAAUAAGCACACUGUACUACCAGCUAGGAGACCACGAACUAUCCCUCAGUGAAGUUCGGGAAUGUCUUAAACUUGACCAGGAUCAUAAAAGGUGUUUUGCACACUAUAAACAAGUAAAGAAACUUAAUAAGCUGAUUGAGUCAGCUGAAGAGCUCAUCAGAGACGGCAGAUACACAGAUGCUACCAGCAAAUAUGAAUCUGUCAUGAAAACAGAGCCAAGCAUUGCUGAAUAUACAAUUCGUUCAAAGGAGAGGAUUUGCCAUUGCUUUUCUAAGGACGAGAAGCCUGUUGAAGCUAUUAGGGUUUGUUCUGAAGUUUUACAGAUGGAACCUGACAAUGUGAAUGCCCUGAAAGAUCGAGCAGAGGCCUAUUUGAUAGAGGAAAUGUAUGAUGAAGCGAUUCAGGAUUAUGAAACUGCUCAGGAACACAAUGAAAAUGAUCAGCAGAUUCGAGAAGGUCUAGAGAAAGCACAAAGAUUAUUGAAACAGUCGCAGAGACGAGAUUAUUAUAAAAUCUUGGGAGUAAAAAGAAAUGCCAAAAAGCAAGAAAUCAUUAAAGCAUACCGAAAAUUAGCACUGCAGUGGCACCCAGAUAACUUCCAGAAUGAAGAAGAAAAGAAAAAAGCUGAGAAAAAGUUCAUUGACAUAGCAGCUGCUAAAGAAGUCCUCUCUGAUCCAGAAAUGAGAAAGAAGUUUGACGACGGAGAAGAUCCCUUGGAUGCAGAGAGUCAGCAAGGAGGUGGCGGCAACCCCUUCCACAGAAGCUGGAACUCAUGGCAAGGGUUCAAUCCCUUCAGCUCAGGCGGACCAUUUCGAUUUAAAUUCCACUUCAAUUAAACCAACUGUUUUUCUGCUCUUCUUCCUUAAUUUUUUUAAAGAUUAAAAACAAAGAAAUCUUCCUCCGGGACCCUAAUGAAAAAAAAAUUCAAAUCUUUCAGUUUGUCCAUGACCAAAGAGUUGCUUUAAUAGGAAAAAAUGUGUUCUUAUCCCUGUUAGAUUUAUGGUUAAUGGGUUUGCAACGGCAGGGAGGCAAGGAAUGGUUCUAUUUCUGACAGAGCAGCCUGCAUCUGUUUUAUGCUGUCUGGAGGAAGUGGUCUGAGGCAGGCUCACCUGUGGACGUGCUCACGUAUUCUGUAUUUUUCUACACUGGAGCUGAGAUUCUUCUCUUCACAGCCUUGCAGAGUAAGUCAGUGCCCACAAAUGUAAGAAGGAGCUGAAAUCUUCAUGAGAAUGGUUAGUAUUCGUAAAGAGAACAUGAACGUUUUUGAGCUGUGCUUCGAUGUGAUCUAGUCACUUGUGAGUAGCUGUGAAAUCUUUAGUGUGCCUGUGUUUACACCUCUGUGGUCUGUCAACAUGGCUGUCACUGAAGAAGGAGCAAGAGACCAUCUUUUAGGAACCCUGCCACCAAAUGAUAAUAUAUCCAGGCUUAGACUUUGGAUUAAUGUUAAAUGUACAUUUUUUUUUUUUUGGUUCAGUACCUGAAGAAUACUGAAACUUGAAUCUAUAAAUUCCUAUGGACCCUUUUAAUAUUAAACACAACAAAUUAAAAGUUAUAGGUUCAGAUAAAAUAGUGGUGGUAUUUAAAAUAAUACUGCUGAAGUGCAGAUUGAAAUACUUUUAAACAACUGAAGUUCUGAGUUUUUAUAGAGAAUUUCAUGUAACAAGACUGGCUUAGAAACAUAAAGUUACACAGUCAAAUAAAUACAGAAUGCCAUGGUUCCCACUU
Messenger RNA from Rhinopithecus roxellana (golden snub-nosed monkey), 2544 nucleotides. RefSeq names its product DnaJ heat shock protein family (Hsp40) member C3 (gene DNAJC3). The record is from RefSeq and is a predicted model, not a curated record. The transcript is spliced from 12 exons. Bases 141 to 1655 code for a protein of 504 amino acids. Gene Ontology annotation, cellular component: endoplasmic reticulum. Gene Ontology annotation, biological process: protein folding in endoplasmic reticulum. Gene Ontology annotation, molecular function: misfolded protein binding; protein-folding chaperone binding. Lineage: Eukaryota; Metazoa; Chordata; Mammalia; Primates; Cercopithecidae.